GGAGGGAUCAACUUGGUGGUGGCAGUGAUCUGGAGUAGAUUGUGUUGACUCAAAUCUUUCAGCAUAAAUACCGCCAUCACAUCGUUCAGAAUCACCAGUCUUUCAAUAACUUUUUGGUUCGUAUCAUUUGAUAUCAAAAUUCCCCACAAAAAAUGGCUGCAAAGUUGAUCAUCUUCGCUGCUUGCGUAGCUUCUGCUCUUUCCCAAUACGCCGCCCCAGCUUACCCAGCACCAGCAUACUCUGUCCCAGCUUACCCAGCUGUCAAGGCUUAUGCACCAGAACCAGCUUACCCACCAAGACCAUACAGCUUCGAAUACAGCGUCAACGACCCACAUACCUAUGAUGUCAAAAGCCAACACGAAUACUCCGACGGAAACGGUAAUGUAAAAGGAUCUUACAGCUUGUUGGAAUCUGAUGGAACCACUCGUGUUGUUGAAUACACCGCUGACUCCUACGGAUUCAACGCCGAAGUCAAGAAAAUCGGAGGACAAGCUUACAGUGCUCCAGCAUACAAACCCACUUACGCCGCUCCAGCUUACCCAGCACCAGCUUACCCAGCACUUGCUUACCCAGCACCAGCAUACAAAACUUACUAAGUUCAAACAUUGAUAUUUCUUUUCUUCCUAUUGGUCGAUUACUCAACAGCAAUAAGACCGCCAGUCAUCUUCUUCUAUUUCAUCUCAAAAGUUUUUUACCUUGCCAUUAUUUAAUAAUAUACGUGUAUUUAUUUUGUAAAUAUAAAAAUUUACGUAUUUUAUUAA
Messenger RNA from Daktulosphaira vitifoliae (grape phylloxera), 761 nucleotides. RefSeq names its product cuticle protein 19-like. The transcript has 2 exons. The record is from RefSeq and is a predicted model, not a curated record. NCBI's taxonomy places the organism in Eukaryota, Metazoa, Arthropoda, Insecta, Hemiptera, Phylloxeridae. Gene Ontology annotation, cellular component: extracellular matrix. The coding region runs from base 153 to 596 and encodes 147 amino acids.